UUCUCUCUCUCAUUCUCUCACCCGCCUCAGUCCUCACGCCCGCCUCAGUCCUCACCCGCCGUUUCCAUCUCCAUCGAUAUGGAAAAGAUUGAGAUUGAAAAGCCUUUCUGAACGAACGACCCAUCUUCAUCUCCAUCGCCGUUUCAGCCUUUUUGGAUUUUGAUUUUGGGGGGCGGACGGGACCGUAUCAGCUUUCCUCAAUAUCAACGACCCAUCUCCAUCUCCAUCUCCUCCUUCUUCGUAUUCAAUUUCUUCUUUUAACUUGUUGCGUCUAUUUGAUUUUAACUAAUAUGCAUUUUCUUCUCCUUUUUCGCAUUCAAUUUCUCCAUCUCCAUGUACAUAAUCUGCAUUUUCCUAAAGCCUUGAUUCAAUGCAUUUGGCGAUUCCAUGACGUAAUUACCGUCCCUUUGAUUUUAACUAUGUAAUUUUGUUCAAUUCAUUUGGCGAUUCCAUCUCAAGCUCAAUUCCUUGCGCUACUAUGAUUAUGGAUGAUUUGCAAGAUGGAGUUGGAGUAAAUUUAGAGUCAGGCAGCACUACUGCAUCCGCUGCUGCUACUAGUGAUGCACCUAUUGCAUUGGAGUUGGACAAGGAUGUUGAGCCUAAAGCUAAUUUUAAGAAGCCGACCAACAUUUCUAAACGUAAAAAGAAGCAUACUUCUGUUGUCUGGAAUAAGUUUGAAAGGCUUCAAAUGGGUGCAGACCAUGAGCUAAAAGCCAAAUACAAAGAGUGUGGUGUGAUGUAUAUGGCUAAUAGCAAGAAUGAGACUAGAAGAAUGCGACGUCACAUGCAAUCAUGUGUACGUAGAGACACGCGUGAUGUAGGCCAACUAUUGAUAUCACAAGACAAAGGGACUAUAGCAUUGAGUGCAAAGAGUUUUUGCUUAAUUAUUUGCAGAUAAAAAGCAGUGUAAA
Messenger RNA from Morus notabilis, 911 nucleotides. RefSeq lists its product as uncharacterized. NCBI's taxonomy places the organism in Eukaryota, Viridiplantae, Streptophyta, Magnoliopsida, Rosales, Moraceae. The transcript has 3 exons. The coding region runs from base 479 to 898 and encodes 139 amino acids. The record is from RefSeq and is a predicted model, not a curated record.